Penicillium riverlandense is the source of this 366-nucleotide messenger RNA. RefSeq names its product FKBP-type peptidyl-prolyl cis-trans isomerase. The record is from RefSeq and is a predicted model, not a curated record. NCBI's taxonomy places the organism in Eukaryota, Fungi, Ascomycota, Eurotiomycetes, Eurotiales, Aspergillaceae. The transcript is spliced from 6 exons. Gene Ontology annotation, molecular function: peptidyl-prolyl cis-trans isomerase activity. The coding region runs from base 1 to 366 and encodes 121 amino acids.
AUGGGUGUCGAAAAGACUAUUCUCAAGGCCGGCAACGGCGUCGAUUUCCCCAAGAACGGUGACAAUGUCGCUAUCCACUACACGGGCUGUCUGUAUGACCAGAGCAAGGCCGACAACCACUACAUGGGCACCAAGUUCGACAGCUCCCGGGACCGCGGCUCUCCCCUCGCUUCCCCCAUCGGUGUCGGCCGACUCAUCAAGGGUUGGGACGAGGGCGUUCCCACCAUGAGUCUGGGCGAGCGCGCUAUUCUGAACAUUAGCAGCGACUACGGCUAUGGCAACCGCGGCUUCCCCGGCCUGAUCCCCGCAAACUCCCGCCUGGUCUUCGACGUCGAGCUCGUCUCGGUCAACGGCAAGUCCGCCUAG